AUGGGUAAACCCACUCUUUAUGGAAUCGAUGGCAGUCCACCAGUUCGCUCUGUGCUCCUCACCUUGAAGGCCCUGGGCCUGGACUUUGACUACAAGAUUGUCAAUUUGAUGGCCGGGGAGCACCUGAAGCCGGAAUACCUGAAGAUUAAUCCUCUGCACACAGUUCCCACCCUGGAGGACAAUGGUUUCUACAUCAACGAUAGUCAUGCCAUCAAUGCCUACCUCGUGAGCAAAUAUGGCAAGGACGAUUCGCUGUAUCCCAAGGAUCUGCAGCAGCGGGCCAUUGUGGAUCAGCGUUUGCACUACGACUCCAAUGUGCUGGUCGGCACGGGAAGAGCUCUCAUCACGCCGCUUAGGGAGGGCAAGUCCGAGAUUCCCAGGGCCAAAUUCGAUGCUCUGGAAGAGGCCUAUAAGACACUCAACUUGUUCUUGGAGACCAACGAUUUUGUGGCUGGUAAAAAUCUAACCAUCGCUGACUUUCACAUCAUUGCUGGAUUGUCUACUACCAUGCUUAUGCAUGAUGUGGACGCCAGCAAGUUUCCCAAGCUGGCCAGUUGGGUCCAACGUAUCAGGCAGUUGCCCUACUACGAGGAGGCCAACGGAUCCCAAAGGAUGUCCAUGAUUGUCAACUUUAUCAAGAGCAAAAAAUUCACUAUUGUUUAGAUCUCA
Messenger RNA from Drosophila serrata, 669 nucleotides. RefSeq names its product glutathione S-transferase 1-1-like. Gene Ontology annotation, molecular function: glutathione transferase activity. The record is from RefSeq and is a predicted model, not a curated record. Gene Ontology annotation, biological process: glutathione metabolic process. NCBI's taxonomy places the organism in Eukaryota, Metazoa, Arthropoda, Insecta, Diptera, Drosophilidae.